UUUAAACACGUCUAGUUUUCUAUCCUGAUCAUUCCAUCAUUUGGUAUUCACGGUUUAGCAAAGAUGACACUAAAUAUUCAGUUUCCAUACUUCUUGAUGAUAAUGUCUUUUUCCUUGUUUCUGCUGGAUAUAUCGGCUGUACAAAGCCAAGAUACAGUUUUCGAUGACGAAGAAGUCAAAGGAAAGGCGAUGGUUAAUCACGUGAUCAAGGUGCUUCUCACAAACACCGACACAUCAUGUCGUAUCAAGUGCCAUCUGAUCAAAAAGUGUGUGUCUUACAACCUUGGUCCUUCAACAACACCAGGAAUGAUGGUCUGUCAACUGAACGAUGCUGAUCGUUACCAACAUCCACAGGAUUACCAGGACAAACCUGGAUUCUCGUACAGAGGAAUCAAGAAUGCUUGUGUAAGAAGCCAAUGUGUGGCAAAUGCUAAGAGGGAGUUCACUAAAAUUCAAGAACAGUGCGUCUGUUUCAGCGGAUUUGGUGGAAAAAACUGCAAAGAAGUCCCUCUAGACAAAGAAUGGAUAAAACUGAAUGAUGAAGCUCCCGUUUGUGCUGGUGGAAAAGAUAACGCCUUUGGUACAGUGAAGAUUCCUUAUGAUUGCGAGAAAAAGCAGUUGAAAGUCGUCCAUGUCUCGAACGAAGUGUCCUUGAAGAAUGCCACUAAUAGAGCAGAAAACUUUGGAGAUAAAAGGAUUCCAGAGGCCGCACUCUUUAUUAUUAUUAGCGAUACCAAUAACAACGUAAUACUCCCUUCUUAUUCUAAUUCUUCUUGUCAAAGUAGCUACUUUAAAGCAGAUAAUAUAACGGUUACGAGCCCUGAAUUGAUAUAUUCAGAGCCGUUUGCGUCACCAAAAGGGAAUGAAAUCCGGAUCUGGUUCGGCAGAGUUCUACACGGUACUGAUGAUGAAAUCUAUAAAAGUACAAGUUGUGUUGAUGCGUACAUUCGCAAUUUCUGACUAUUCUGAAUAUUCAACGAGAAAAGGCAUUAAAACGUCUUGCAUACGCAUAUGAGAUGCCGUGUAAAAUAAAGCCCCGUUUACACUGGCGAUUUUUGCUGCAUUUUUUGUGGCAAUUUUCGGAAAUAUGAAAUCUUUAGUCUCAUCCUUCAAAAGAGACAUUCGUCUAGGAAA
Messenger RNA from Actinia tenebrosa (Australian red waratah sea anemone), 1134 nucleotides. RefSeq lists its product as uncharacterized. The record is from RefSeq and is a predicted model, not a curated record. NCBI's taxonomy places the organism in Eukaryota, Metazoa, Cnidaria, Anthozoa, Actiniaria, Actiniidae.